AUGUAUAACCCGUAUCAACAGCAACAACAAGGUAUGGGGUACAAUCCCCAACAACAGACUGGAUAUGGCUACAAUAAUUACCAAAUGCCUCAGCAACCCCAAUUCAACCAACAACCAAUGUAUCCUCAGGCAACUGGAUUUGUUCCCCAACAACCUAAUUUGUAUGGAUCAAAUUUUCAGACCAGUGGUGGUAGUGGUAUGGCACCACAGCAAACUGGAUUUUCACAACAGCAAACCAUGCAACCACAGCAAACGGGCUACAUUCAAACACAGCCUACAGGAUUCGGUGGAACUGCACCAAUUGUAACAGAAAAUAGCGAGUUGAAAAUUCCAAGUAUCAGAUUAUCGUUUAUAUCUGCAGAAGAUCAAAAGAAAUUUGAACAUUUGUUCAGAACUGCAGUUCCGAAGGGUGAGCAAUCCAUCAGUGGUGAUUCAGCCAGUGGCAUUUUAUUGAGAUCUGGGUUAUCUGCGGUGACUUUAGCCGAAAUUUGGAAUUUGUCUGAUAUAGAUAAAACCGGGUCCUUAUUAUUUCCUGAAUUUGCUUUGAGUUUGCAUUUAUGUAGCAUGGCUAAAAGAGGCGAACCAUUGCCAGGUAUACUUCCAGAAAAGUGGUUAAAUGAAGUGAGAAGUUUUGUUGAUCAAAUCAACUUUACUGUUCCAGAUGAUCCAUCGAAAAUUUUAGCCAACACGCCAUUUGCAAAUUUUGCUCCUAAAAAGGAGUCUGAUUGGUUGGCCCCUCAAUCGACUGGAUAUUUGCAAAACCAACUGGCUCCACCAAUGACAUCAUUUCAACCUCAAGUCACUGGUUUUGGUGGACAGGGAUUGGUUUCGCAGGCAACAGGUGGAGUGCCAAUGCCUUCAACUACAUUUGGAAAUGCCGCGGGAUUGACUGCUCAAAGGACAGGUGGUGGUACGUUGAUUCCUUUACAACCACAACAGACUGCUGGUUUGAUUCCAGCUCAAAAAACCGGGCCUUUGAAUCCUCAAACCACUGGGUUUAACCAACAAAGUUUACAACAACAAAGGACUGGUGGAUUACCUCAACAACUUACUGGCUAUCAAGGCCCACCCCAGGGCCAGGGCCAGCAGCUACAACAACAAAGAACUGGUGGCUUCCCGCAAGUUCAAUCUCAACCUACCGGCGGCUUUGUGCCACAAACAUCUUUUCAGCAGCCUCAACUCGUUUCCCAGAGAACGGGUCCAAUGCAGGCCCAACCAACUGGCUCAUUGCAAGCACAGCCCACCGGUAGACCUGGUGAAUGGGGAUUUGUUUCUAUGCCAACAGGUGGCAUUCCUGGUUUAAAUGCAAUGCAACAGCAUUUUUUACCAAACAACCAAUUGCCAACAUCCAAUUUGCAUAGUGCUAUGGACAACAAAUUGAAAGAGAAUGUAACUUGGGCAAUUACUAAACAAGAAAAGCAAAUAUAUGAUGGUCUAUUCCAAGCCUGGGACAACCAAAAGAAGGGAUAUGUUGAUUCAAACGUAGCAUUGAAUGUGUUUACAAAAUCAGGUUUAAGUAGAUCUGACUUGGAAAGUAUUUGGACGUUAGUAGAUACAGAUGAUACUGGGAAAUUGAACAAAAAUCAAUUUGCUGUUGCGAUGCACCUUAUCUAUAGAAGAUUGAAUGGCUAUGAUAUACCAUUGAGACUACCUCCUGAGUUGAUUCCUCCAGCUGACAGAACAUUGAAAGACACCAUGGAUUCAUUGAAAAAUUCAUUAAAAGGGGGUGUUAAUAAUAAGCCUACAAAGCCACCUAAACCACAAUCCAAGCCAGACGGUACUAGAUUCAAAAAUGAUGAUAACAAUUUUGGAUAUGUUUCUAAUGUUCGUCAUAGAAGGAAAAGUACAUCUGAUGAGUCGCACAAAUCAAGUGUGAAGUCUUCAUCCGACUACGAUUUAUCUAUUGAGGAUAUGAAAAAGUUGAUUCAUGAGAAACGAAUCUUGUUAGAUGCUUUAGAUACUGAGGAUCAAGCUAAUAAUUAUUCGAGAUCAAGUUCCUCGAUGCACGAAAAACAAAUUAUUGAAAACUUGAAGAAGGAAAUCAUGGCAGUGCAAACCAAGUUGGACGAAAGAGGGAAUGAUGGUCCUUCAUCUGACGAACGUAACAAGCUAUUGGCUACGUUGGACCACUUGACAAGGGAUGUAGUCCCUAGGUUGAUAUCUGAUAUACACAAAGUUAACCAAGAAAUCUCCAGGAAAAAAGCAGAAGUGUUCAAAUUAGAAUUGUUGAAGAAAAACCCAUCGUGGAAUCCAGAAGAUGAUGAGCUGCAAAUUCAAGGAACUGGUCCAAAUGGAGAAGUGACAGAUUACGAUAGAAUCAAAUAUCAAUCUCGUCAAAAGUUAAAGCAAAGAAUGGCUGCAUUAACUGGUAAAUCAACUGGAGGGAACUCUGAUUUGGAUUUGGAAUUGAAGCAAGCUACAGAAAAGGCGCAAGAUGAAGCAUCUCGUCAAUCAGAGAUGAUUCAAGAUAUUGCUGCCGGUAUCAAAACAAUGGAAGAUGAAUGUGCCGCUAAAUUGAGCUCGUCCGUUACGGAGGAUGUUGGACAUGAAAAAUGGGAACAAGGAAAGGGUAUUUCUUCUGAAGUAGCCAAGUUUGUGAAAGAGUUAGAAGCGUUUUCCAAAGAACAAAGACGUAAUAUUGCUAAAUCCCAAAAACAAGAACAAACACGAGAACCAUUGGCUAAGCAACAAACUAACGCUUCUUUAGUGUCGGAUUCUGGAGCCGCAAAAUCAGCUUAUGCUACUCCUGAAGAAAGGGCUGCUUAUAUUAAACAGCAGGCUGAGAAAAGAAUGAAUGAAAGGUUGGCUAAGCUUGGUAUUACUAGGAAAAGCAAGUCGACUGAACAGAAACCACCUGUUGAGUCUAAAUCGGUCAGCAAUCAUUCUCCUGUUCCAGAUAGUGAAGUUAAACUGGUCACAAGAAACGCCAAUGAAGUUGAGGUACAAAAACCAAAACCUGAUUCUCAACCAGUUUCCAAGAACCGAGAACCCGCUGAACAACCAAAUUCAAAGGCUGAUACUAACAGUGUUGGUUCUCAAAAUGUUGUCUCAAAUACAAAUGAUGAUACUUCUGGUGAUGAUGAUGAUGAGGAGUACAAAGCUAUUUUGAAACAAAAGCAGGAAAUGGAAGCUCGUGAAAGGGAAAGAAAAUUGCGGAAACAAAAGGCAAAGGAGGAAAGAUUGGCAAAAAUUAAAAAAGAAAUGGAGGAAAUGAAGAAACGAGAGAUGGAAGAAAGCCAAGAUGAAGAGGAAGAGGAGGCAAAGCAAGUUACAAGUGUUCAUGUUCUGAGAGCCCAAAGUAGUAAUGCUAAUUCCAACGUGAUUCCGCAGCAAGAAACUGCAACUGAAAAUGUGAAUACGGUAUCGCAACCAACAUCUACCGACACAGCAAAGCAGUCUUAUCAUCCUCAUGAGAGUAAUCCUUUCUCGAAAAUGAAUAACAAUACAUCUCAAAACCUGACAGUAACCAAUACAGGCACUAAUCCUUUCUUCAAAUCAACGAGUCAAGAAACCAAGAUUGAUCCACACAAAGCCGAAGCUCAAAGAGCCUCUCAGCGUGGUGUUGCUAGUAGUGGUGGAUGGAGCGAUUCCGAGGAGGAAGAAUCAGAGGAAGAAUCGCCAAACAGAGCCGGUGCAGCAAAAUUAGCUAGUUUGUUAUUUGGUGGUAUGCCCCAACCACCAACAACUUCAAGCUCAAGUUUGAAUAAUGAUGCAGAAAAGGUUUCAGAACAGGAGCAUGAAAACGCAAAACAAGUGGCUUCUACUCCUUUGUCAAAUGAUGAUAAUGGAAAAACAGAUUCAGGUCCUUCGGGUUUUGCUGGCGAGAACGAACUGUCUUUCAGUCAGGCCCCACCAAUACCAGUUGACGCACCACCUGCUCCAAACUCUAUUCCGCCUCCACCGCCCCCUCCUCCACAAUUUUCGAAUGAAGCACCACCUGUGCCAGAUUCUAUUCCACCUCCACCACCUCCUCCUUCUGUACCAAGUACUGUACCUGCAUUACCAGAUUCAAUGCCACCGCCACCACCUCCACCUCCACCUCCUGCUGCCCCAAAUAACACUUCAUCAUCUCAACAGGCUUCAGGUGCACCAAAUAUUGGUGCAUUGUUAGGUCAAAUCACUGGUGGCGCUUCGUUGAGAAAAGUGGAGACAAAAGUUUCCUCUGGUGCUACAGUUGGAAGAGUUUUGUAA
This is a messenger RNA of Candida albicans SC5314, 4191 nucleotides long. It is a transcript of the gene PAN1, whose product is annotated as Pan1p. The record is from RefSeq and is a predicted model, not a curated record. Gene Ontology annotation, cellular component: actin cortical patch; plasma membrane; mating projection tip. Gene Ontology annotation, molecular function: calcium ion binding; actin binding. Gene Ontology annotation, biological process: endocytosis; actin cortical patch assembly; endosomal transport. NCBI's taxonomy places the organism in Eukaryota, Fungi, Ascomycota, Pichiomycetes, Serinales, Debaryomycetaceae. Bases 1 to 4191 code for a protein of 1396 amino acids. The transcript has a single exon.